Empidonax traillii (willow flycatcher) is the source of this 2699-nucleotide messenger RNA. RefSeq names its product leucine rich repeat containing 56 (gene LRRC56). Gene Ontology annotation, molecular function: protein binding. The transcript is spliced from 16 exons. The coding region runs from base 510 to 2438 and encodes 642 amino acids. The record is from RefSeq and is a predicted model, not a curated record. NCBI's taxonomy places the organism in Eukaryota, Metazoa, Chordata, Aves, Passeriformes, Tyrannidae.
AUCACAUCAGGAUAUAAGAUACCUGAGGACUACUUGUUUGCAGACUGCUGGAAGCAGAGACAUAAUCACCUAUUGUUUGGUCAUCUCCUUUCUUCUGGUGCUUCUCCAUCAGGGAAGGUGAAAGGCAGAAGAGAACCUUCAGUCACUUGCAUCCUGAAGGACUGGUGCGGGCCAUUGCAUGUUUCUAGGACACGGAGCAAUUAAAUAACAAAUUACACUAUGAGCACCUGUAAUUCAAGAUAAAUGGAGAUGAACGGCUGGGAAAACUAAAUUAAAAUGUCUGUAGAAGGGGGAUGGGAAAUGAUGCAGAACACCAGUGGCACUGGAAGAAAAGGAAAAUAAGGACAACUCCAGAAGAUCUUCCUGGCACAGAAGAUUCUUUAGUUUCCUUGGACAACUGAUGACUGUUGCAGCCCUUAUUGACUAAAUCAUACUGAUGCGCUCUAAAGAAAUCAGAGGACAAUCUGAGAAAUUCUAGAUUUCUUUGGAAAAAGAAACAGCAUGUUGAGAUGGACCUGAAGUGGAAUCCUGACAGAAUUUCUCAUCUGGGCUCAUCUGGAGUCCAGGUGACUGAUUGGAAUUGGCGAGGCAACCGAAAUCCCAGUCCACUGAUUAAAGAUGAUGGAGAGCUGCUUAUGGAGGAACAUCUUUCCCCCAGGAAACUGAAAGCUUUGGCAGGGGUAGAUGAUCUGCAGCAAGUGAAGACCCUAGAGAUGAGAGUAGAUACAAGAGAGAUCAGCUUGGGAAACUUUGGUGUGCAUCUACCUAAUCUGAGAGAACUGAACUUGAACAAUAGCUUGCUUGUGUCUGUGAGGGAUCUUGGAACCUCAUUGUCCCAUCUCUGUGUCCUGUGGAUGGCUUGCUGUGGGCUCUCAGAUUUAGAUGGGAUCUCUUCCUGCAGCUCUCUAAAAGAACUCUACAUAGCAUAUAACAAAAUCUCUGAGCUGAGCCAGCUGACCUGGCUGGAUCACCUCGAGGUUUUGGACCUGGAAGGGAACAAUAUUGAGGAUAUCGACCAGAUGCAGUACCUGAGACUUUGUUGCAAGCUAAGCCACCUGACAGUGGAGGGCAACCCUAUUUGCCUGAAGCCAAACGCUGAGUCUGCAGAGGAACCAGGUUAUAAUUACAGAGUGGAAGUAAAAAAACUUAUUCCCCACUUGAAGUAUUUGGACAAAAUACCAGCAAACCAGACUGUUCCCCUUCCUUCCAAGAAGAUGUAUGAAGAUUGUCUAAUCAUCAAGGAAUCCAUCAAGGAAGGUGGUUUAGCUGGAGACAUUUCAUGGUUAGAUCCAUAUCUUGGAGCAGUAGCAAGGCAGUCUGGAUGUGGCCCAAGACCCCCAACAACUUCCAGACUUGGAAAAGUACAGUGGUCUGCUAAUGUAGGGAGACUUAGUGAUGCCCAGCUCUUGUAUGGUAGCCGUCCUCUUCCAGAUCCUGCUGUUUCUGAUAUGAUGUUCUCAGAAGAUGAUUCCAGUGAUUUGACACAUGGACUCAGUCAAGUUAUAUGUGGGAACCCCGCCAAGGCCCUUCGUGAAAGGAGGCAAAAGCUAGGUCCACCUGCAGCGAGCCCUUUGAAACUGAGCGGUCUGAGGACAGAAAACCUUUAUGGCUCUGGAGGAGGAAAAGAUGUGCACCAGGAAAAUGUGUCCUCUGAACUGAGAGUAUGGAGAGAGCAGCAGAAGAGGUGCCUGCAAACAGGUCAGCAAGAACAAGCCAGCCAAGCAUCAAAGGUAAUUCUUAGUCAUGAGGAAGAGGGUGAAGACUGCAGCCUGACUGACAGCGCUGAAGAUGAGUUGAGGAAGGCAUAUGACAAGGACCUCGCUGAAAGGAUUUCACUUGAUUCUUCUUGUCACUCCAGUCUCUCCAAGUCUUCCUCAGGUUCGUCACAGACUCAGGAGGGUGCAGUGUUCUCCAACCCAAGCCCUUGUUUAAUUCCAUCCCCUCCAAAAAGCCCUUCACCUGCAUCUGUAAUGAGUGUUGCAGCAAGACCCUGGAAAACAAGAAACCACAGGGUAAGGUGCCUAAAAAUACCCAGCCAAGAGGAGGACAGGCAGUGUACACAGCAAUGCCAGUCAAGGGCUCAUCAAGAAAAUUCAGCCCAGCCUCUGGGUGAGGAACUUGCUUUCCUGAGCCUGCACAAGAUGCUGUCUGCUUCUGGAUCCCAAGGGCAGCACCAGCCUGCUGGCUGCAGCAGCCAACAAAGGCCUAUUCCAGGACCAACAGCUGUUGGAUCAACAAGGAUCAGGCCCAUCAUGGAUGAAGGCCCUUCUGGAGAGAUCAACCACCAGCAUCCAGCUGUCUGCUCAUCCACAAAAGCCUCAGAGAGGUUUGGGCCAACAUGUGCUGCUUGGCCCCUGACUGCCAGGGCCAUGCUGGAGCCAUUGCCAGACAGUACUACUGUCACAAGGACAUCUCAGGACAGAAGUCCUCAGCCCUAGAAAAUACCCAGUUUUCAGCAUAUGUUGGAGCCAUGUACACAGAACAGGCAUGAAGGAUCAAUGCUGUCUUUCAGCUUCUUCUGCAAGAUAAACACAGAGCUGUGCAAGUAGAGCAAUUCAAACAAAUUACAUGAUUUGCCUCAAUUCAAGAUACAGCUGGUCCAGAAAUACUUUAAAGAGCAACCACUGAUCAACCAAGGCGCUAAUGAACAUCUUAUUACAGAAAAAUGUGGUUAUUUUUGCAACUUUCAUGCACUAAAA